Piliocolobus tephrosceles (Ugandan red Colobus) is the source of this 1001-nucleotide messenger RNA. RefSeq names its product olfactory receptor 6B2. The record is from RefSeq and is a predicted model, not a curated record. The transcript has a single exon. Gene Ontology annotation, molecular function: G protein-coupled receptor activity; olfactory receptor activity. Gene Ontology annotation, biological process: G protein-coupled receptor signaling pathway. NCBI's taxonomy places the organism in Eukaryota, Metazoa, Chordata, Mammalia, Primates, Cercopithecidae. Bases 1 to 939 code for a protein of 312 amino acids. Gene Ontology annotation, cellular component: membrane.
AUGAGGGGGGAGAAUGUCACCAAGGUCAGCACCUUCAUCCUGGUGGGCUUCCCCACGGCCCCGGGGCUGCAGUACCUGCUCUUCCUCCUCUUCCUGCUCACUUACCUCUUUGUCCUGGUGGAGAACCUGGCCAUCAUCCUGACUGUGUGGAGCAGCGCCUCCCUCCACGGGCCCGUGUACUACUUUCUGAGCUCCAUGUCUUUCCUGGAGAUCUGGUACGUGUCUGACAUCACCCCCAAGAUGCUGGAGGCCUUCCUCCUCCAGCGGAAACGCAUCUCUUUUGUCGGGUGCAUGACGCAGCUCUACUUCUUCAGCUCCCUGGUGUGCACCGAGUGUGUGCUUCUGGCCUCCAUGGCCUAUGACCGCCACGUGGCCGUCUGCCACCCGCUGCGCUACCACGUCCUUGUGACCCCGGGGCUGUGCCUCCAGCUGGUGGGCUUCUCCUUUGUGAGCGGCUUCACCAUCUCCAUAAUCAAGGUCUAUUUUAUCUCCAGCGUCACGUUCUGUGGCUCCAACGCCUUGAACCACUUCUUUUGUGACAUUUCCCCCAUCCUCAAGCUGGCCUGCACGGACUUCUCCACUGCGGAGCUGGUGGAUUUCAUCCUGGCCUUCAUCAUCCUGGUGCUUCCGCUCCUGGCCACCGUGCUGUCAUAUGGGCACAUCACCCUGGCUGUCCUGCGCAUCCCCUCGGCCACCAGCCGCUGGAAAGCCUUCUCCACUUGCGCCUCUCACCUCACCGUGGUCACCAUCUUCUACAUGGCUAUGAUUUUCACGUAUGUCCGGCCCCAAGCCAUUGAUUCCCGGAGCUCCAACAAGCUCAUCUCUGCCGUGUACACUGUCGUCACGCCAAUAAUUAACCCGUUGAUCUACUGCCUGAGGAACAAGGAAUUUAAGGACGAAUUGCAAAAGGCCUUGGGCUUGGGUCAAACUUCAUACUAAGACAACUAAAUGUCCUAGGGUAAAAAUGUGUAGCGAUGAAACAACAUUGUAUACGGCACUUU